Messenger RNA from Fusarium verticillioides 7600, 756 nucleotides. RefSeq lists its product as hypothetical. The transcript has 2 exons. Lineage: Eukaryota; Fungi; Ascomycota; Sordariomycetes; Hypocreales; Nectriaceae. The record is from RefSeq and is a predicted model, not a curated record. The coding region runs from base 1 to 756 and encodes 251 amino acids.
AUGAACUUUGAAGGUUUCUGGCGGCACUACUCAGAAACCUUGCCGCCGCCUCACUCACAACUUCGGGGUGAGGGCUAUAAUCGAAUUGUCCCUGUGUCUUAUGCUCAGGAGGCUGCAACUGCGAACGACUAUAUGGAACUGCAUGAAGAAUUCAUGUUCGAUAUGGCUUCAUCUUCAAAACUGUAUCCUACAGAUGCGGGAGGUCUACGUGGUCUCUUCUUCCUCGAAUGCUCACGUCUCAUCGAGCAACGCGAGUUUGAGUGUCAACGCUUCGGCGAUUCUACUAAAGACGUCAAGCGGGCGAUUACAUAUAAGAUAGACUUCACAAGAGACCGACAGGAGCGUGCCAUCUAUUCUUUCAUCCUUGUUACUAUCAUUUUCUUGCCUAUCAGCACAGUUUCGUGUAUUUUUGGCGUAAUCACGACUGAUGUCCGCGAUAUGAACUACUCACAGUGGCUGUAUUGGGUGGUCGCUAUACCAGUAACGGUCCUCGUUAUUACCCUAGGACUCUGGUUCAUGGGAGAGUUGGGAAGCCUAGCUCGAUGGUUAUCUGAGCGACCAGGAAAGGAGCUCUACGGCGAACCAGCAGUCAUAUCACAAGCAGUCGAACCGGCGUAUUGGGCGGCUCCCCCAACCACUCAGCUAGCUGCUCAGCCGGCAGAGUAUUCAUCGUCACCAUAUGAGCCGAGGCGUAGAAGGGUUCAGACUCGAGCAAAUUACCCUGCACGCCAGAAUCGCAUCUAUCGAUCACGAUAG